Molecule: messenger RNA, 886 nt
Organism: Xyrauchen texanus (razorback sucker)
Lineage: Eukaryota; Metazoa; Chordata; Actinopteri; Cypriniformes; Catostomidae
Product: coagulation factor XIII B chain-like
Exons: 5
Coding region: 78-767 (229 amino acids)
Source: RefSeq, a predicted model, not a curated record
AAACCAGGCAGUGAUGCAGCUGCUCAGGAUGCUCUCAAUAGUCUCUCUAUAGAAUGUAGUGAGGAUGGGGGAGGGAGAUGUGCUUUUCUCAGCCUUCGAAGAAAGUAGAGACGCUGCUGGGCUUUCUUGAUGAUAGAGCUGGUGUUGAGGGACCAGCUAAAAUGAAACACUGUGAGCUAUUUCUCCUUUUCAUGAUCAUGGACAGCUCAACAAAUGCUGAAGAAGUGACCUGUCAGGAGGAAGAACUCAAUAACACUCAGAUUUUAGUUGGACAUCCAGGUAUCACUCCACCAUAUAAAUCUGGACAAAUCUUAGUUUUCCGAUGCACGGAUGUGAAUAUGAAGAUGUCCGGUCAACGACUAAUUGAAUGCCAGUCAAAUGGAAAAUGGGAUAACCCAUAUCCACAAUGUGAAGUUCAGUGUAGGCGACCACCAAGCAUGGUCCAUGAGAAUGCAGAUACAAAAGAAAUGACAAGGAAUAAGUACAAUUCAGGAGAGAAGGUUGAAUACGUGUGCUUUAAUAAAUACGUAAUGGAGGGGGACAGUUUCUUGACCUGUGUGCAAGGCAAAUGGAGAGGACAUUUUACAUGUUUAAAGCCCUGUACAGUGACAGUAGAUGAAAUGGACAAAAGGAAUAUACAAUUGAAGAAGGGUGAAUGGGGAAAAAUAUUUGCACCAUACGGGGAUUAUAUCUCGUUUGUGUGUCAGUGGUUUAAUUAUCAAAAAGGCAACACUUCCUUUAGACAAAUGUGUCGAAAUGGAGUGUGAUGCCUCUUCCUGAGUGUGAAUAACAAUGUGAAUACAUUGCUGAAGCAUCUGUUGCACCUUGACCAAGCAAAACUAAUGGAGCAAGUAAAAAAGUAUUUUUCCCCAAUUGACUUUAGUCU